This is a messenger RNA of Frankliniella occidentalis (western flower thrips), 1484 nucleotides long. RefSeq lists its product as uncharacterized. The record is from RefSeq and is a predicted model, not a curated record. The transcript is spliced from 2 exons. Bases 237 to 1478 code for a protein of 413 amino acids. NCBI's taxonomy places the organism in Eukaryota, Metazoa, Arthropoda, Insecta, Thysanoptera, Thripidae.
AAAUUAUUCAAAUUUAUAAGAGAGUGUUAACACAUUUUUUAGGAAUCAACUCCAAUCAAACCUGUCACAUCUGUUGAAAAGAAUUGGACAGUGUCUCCAAUUCUGGACAGCUCUAGUACUCCUACAACACAGGUAAGCUUACCCUAAGUUGCAGAGCUGCUGGCAGAAACUGCCUUAAUACUGUACCUGAUAUGCAUUAAUACCAUACUUUGUUUGUUGCAUGGCAGGAUUCAGCCAUGUUUAAAGUGAGGAGGAAGCUGUAUGAUAAUGGAAACAAAGAAAAUAGUUUAGCUCUCACGAUUGAUGGACAGGAAAAUACAUCUCUAAUUAAUUUGCUCACCUCUGAUGAAUCAACUCCUGUAAAUACCGCCACCAACACUAUCAGCUCUGUUACUCCCACUCCCUCUGCCACCAAUACCUUCACCUCUACCUCUGCUACUUCCAGAACCGUAGAAGAGUCCCCAACCAAUCAACCCGUUGUCUCCCUGAAGAGGUGUUGGAAAAAGAAGAAAGAAGACUUCUAUUUUUUCACUGGAGUCACUCAACAAAACUUUACAGCCUUGUACAACCUACUCGGAGGGGACGAGGUCAUCAGUAAAUUGAAAAUGGAAUACAAACUAUCAACGCCAGAUAAAAAUGAGAACAAAUUUAAACUACCACUGAAAGACCGUCUUUUCUUAACCCUCAUCAGGUUAAGAAGAGGUAUACCCCUUAGAGACUUGGCAGAAGUAAUGGGCAUUGGUAAGACACAGGCAUCUGAAAUAUUUUAUGCUAUGAUACGGCACAUGUAUCUAACAUUCCAGAUUUUUAAGGAACGCAUGCUGCCCACUGUUGAACAGCAGCAAAAAAAUAAGCCUAAAGUGUUUCGCCCGUUCAAAAAUCUCAGGCUUAUUAUUGAUGGUGCAGAAUUCAGACUGCAACGGCCUACAGAUUUCCAACAACAGGGCAACACAUACUCUGAAUACAAGGGUGGCAAUACAGCUCAUUUUAUCAUCGGCAUCAAUUUGCAAGGAGGUGUUGCUUUUGUAAGCAAAGCCUACGAGGGGUCCAUAUCAGACAAGCAAGCGGUUGUGAAGAGUGAGUUGCUUGAAAUGCUGUCUCCAGGAGACGCUCUCAUGGUUGAUAGAGGCUUUGAUCUUAAAGCAGAAUGCACAUUGAAAAAUAUAAGCCUCAUACGCCCACCAUCCCUCUCAAAGAAUCAAACAAUGACUCCCAAGGAAAUAGUCUUAACAAAAGCAAUCGCCAAGGCAAGAAUAUAUGUGGAGCAUAUAAUUAAAAAUAUAAAACAAUAUCGCCUCCUCAGGUAUACCAUACCAAACAAGAUGAUUCCUUACUUAGAAGAUCUGGUUUAUGUGUGUGCUUUUCUGAUAAACUUCAACCCUCCCAAUGUCAUCAAGGAUGGAAGGAAAAGAAAGAAAACAUUCAAAUCACCUGUAAAAAAGAGAGCUGCAAGGAAAAAUAUUAGUAAGGAUAGUUAGAUAAGU